Molecule: messenger RNA, 6198 nt
Organism: Budorcas taxicolor (takin)
Lineage: Eukaryota; Metazoa; Chordata; Mammalia; Artiodactyla; Bovidae
Gene: FER1L5
Product: fer-1 like family member 5
Exons: 53
Coding region: 1-6198 (2065 amino acids)
Biological process (GO): plasma membrane repair; negative regulation of phagocytosis; vesicle fusion
Cellular component (GO): T-tubule; cytoplasmic vesicle; membrane
Molecular function (GO): calcium ion binding; calcium-dependent phospholipid binding
Source: RefSeq, a predicted model, not a curated record
AUGCUGCGGCUUAUCGUGCAGUCGGCCAAGAUUAGCCCACCCCUAAGCCCCCCACCCAGGCCCUGCGUGUCCGUGUACUUCAGAGAUGUCAAGAGGACAACUCGUGAGGUGGAAGGCAAUCACCCCGUGUGGAAUGAGACGCUCAUCUGGCACCUCUGGAACCACCCCCUGCAGAAGGACUCUUUCCUGCAAAUCACCCUUCGAGACAUGGCCUCAAUGAAGAAGGAAAGGUUCAUUGGCAUGGCCACAGUACUGCUCAAGCCCUUGGUGAAAAAACCAAGAAAGAUCCUUUUUGUGAAUGACCUAACCCUGCUCAACCAUUCCAUGAUGACCACAGAGUGCACUGUCACAUUAGAGGCGGCCCUUAUGACCUACAAGGACAUCGAGAAGAUCGGCGAUGAAGACCUCCUGGCCAUAACAGCUCAAGAGGUGGCCAAGCAGAAGCUGAUGUUUCCCAGUGCCACAGUGCACAAGGCUCUGUCCCCAAAGCCUCAGCACUUCCAGGUCCGCGUGCAGCUGUUUGAAGCCCGGCAGCUGAUGGGCAACGACAUCAAGCCAGUGGUGAAGGUGGUCAUUGGGGGCCACCAGCACCACUCACGGAUCAAGAUGGGGAACAACCCUUUCUUCAAUGAGAUCUUCUUCCAGAAUUUUUAUGAGGCUCCCAUGAAGUUCUUCGAUGAGAUUAUCUUAAUCCAGGUGAUGAAUUCCUCACUGAUGAGAUUCAGUGCAGAGAUCGGGAGAUUCCAAACAGAUAUUGGGUUCAUCUACAACUGUCCAGGUCACACACUCCUGAGGAAAUGGCUUGGCCUCUGCCAGCCAAACGAACCCAACAGUGGUGUGAGAGGCUACCUGAAAGUCACCAUCUGUGCCCUCGGUGUGGGAGACCAGGCACCGGUCGAUAAAAAACUGAUCUAUAGGGUUGACGACACGGACACCCGGAUCUUCAAGUCGUCGGUGGUGCCCAUCAGCAUAGCCUACUUACAGUUCUUCAUCUACUGUGCCGAGGACCUCCACCUCAAGAAACACUAUUCUGUGAGUCCUGCGUUGGAGGUGGAACUAAUUGGGGAAAAGCUCAAGACAAAUGUGCAGAUCCAAACCGAGAGCCCGAUAUGGAACCAGAUCCUGACCUUCCAGAUUCAGCUUCCCUGCCUCUCCAGCUACGUCAAGUUCAGAGUCUUGGACUGCCCCAGGAACAGGUGCAAUGAUGAGAUCGGGACGGUCAGCCUGUACCUCAACCAGAUCUCGUCCACUGGAGCCGAAAUAGAAGGAAUGUACUCUGGCUUCCUACCCUGCUUUGGCCCCAGCUUCUUGACUCUCCGUGGGGGUAAAAAGGCCCCUUUCAGGAUGAAGGAAGAAGACCCUAAUAUUCCCAACAUUGUCAAGGAUGGUUUAGCUUAUCGAGGCCGGGUCUUCCUGGAGUUAAUCACCCACGUCAAAUCCCGUCAAGAAGCUAAGAUGAAGGAUCUCUCCCUAGAUGUGAUCAGCGUAGAGAAACACCAGAACCGACAGAAGUAUGGGCUGUGCGUCAUCUUCCUUUCCUGUACCAUGAUGCCUGACUUUAAGGACCUGAUCCAAUUUGAAGUCAGCAUUGGUCACUAUGGAAACAAGAUGGAUCUGAGUUACAAGCCUCUCGUCUCAACCACACAGUACAGCCCAGUGAUAUACGAUGGGAACAUCUACCAUUACGUGCCCUGGUACAACACCAAGCCCGUCGUGGCCGUGACCUCCUUUUGGGAGGACGUCAGCUUCCGUAUGAACUGCCUCAACCUCCUCCAAUUCACGCGGGAUCGCCUGAAGGCCAAUCUGGACACCCUGAAGUCCAUGAGGAAUCCGAGGGACCCGGCUCUGCUUCCCCAGUGGGAGAGACUGCUGAGGGAGCUGGUGGAAGACUGCAAGCGGCCGCUGCCCUGCAUGACCAGUCAGCCCAAAGCCACCGACCUGGACAAGAACAGGUGGAAGCUCCGCCGCCUCCUUCUGCAGGAACUGGCCCAGAAGGCCAAGCAGGCGCCCCCCAGGGACAUGGUGGCCACCGCAGAGGGCUGGCUGUACCGCCUCAACGCCGUGCUCCCCGAGCCGCAGAUGAACCUCCCGGACGUGAUGAUCUGGCUGAUGUCCCGGGAGCAGCGGGUGGCCUAUGCUCAGGUGCCCGCCCACAGUGUCCUGUUCUCCCCAGAUGGGGCCCGGCACUCCGGCAGGUUCUGUGGGAAGACACAGACCCUAUUCCUGCAGUACCCAGAGGGAGAAGGAGAGAAGGACGCCCUCCCCGGCCAGCUCCGGGUCUGCAUGUGGCUGGGCAACGUGACAGACAGCAGGGACCUGGAGCUGCUCCGCCAGGGCGAAGUGGUCGUGUAUGCAGAGACGUACGAGAACCAGGCCAAGUUUAAGGGCCAGUGGGGACAACAGUUCCUGCAACACUGCCCCAACUUCUCGGAUGUCUUGGGGCACAAGGCCCUUCCCAAGGAAGAUUUCAAAGAACCCCAUGGAUGGCACUGGGACGGUCCGUGGACAGUGGAGCCUCAGAGGAGGCUGCUCCUGGACACGGACAUCAACAAGAGCCAGGUGCUGGAGGAGGUGUAUGAGAACCAGCGCCGGGAUGCCGUGGGGGCCUGGGUGCCUGCCGCCAUCCCCAACACGGAUGUGAAUGGAGAGCCCGUGGAGGCCCGGGAGAUUGUGAAGUGCCCCCAAGGCUGGCAUGUGAAGCAAACCUGGGCUGUGGAGCUGAACCAUGCAGUGGACAACGAGGGCUGGGAGUAUGGCGUGGGCAUCCCACCCUCGGGGCUGCCCAAGGUCUGGAACUCGGUGGAAAAGACCUACUACUCACGCCGGCGCCGGCGCUGGGCACGAGUGCGCUACCGGGACCACGGGAGGCUGAGCCACGAACAGGAGACCCUCUCCUUCCUGCAGCUGCACCACCCCGGCCUGGCUGAGGACGAGGCAGGCUGGGAGUACGGUGUCUUCGGCUCCAAGUUCCACCUGAACCCUGAGCCCCAGAGCCGCUUCCGCCGCCGCUGCUGGCACCGCAGGCUGGCCCCCAACAAGGUCAAGGGCAUUGCACCCAUAUUCCUCCUGGAGGGAUCCUUGAGCACAGAUAUGAAAGAGCAGGCGAGGAGGGAGGUGGACAUGGUGUCGUCCACACGGAGGCUGGACAGAAUCAUGAGUUCUCGGAGGGCGCCCCCAGGGAUCACCCAGACGCCCAGCCUGCCCUUCAUCUACUGCGUCUUCAACAAGCCCCACUGCUACCAGCUCUUCUGCUACAUCUACCAGGCCCGGAACCUGAUGUCCAGCCGCGUCCAGACAUUCCAGGGGCCCUUCAUCAGGCUGGUCUUCUUGAACCACAGCCAGUGCACCCAAACCCUGAAGAGCUCUGCAGCCCCCACAUGGGCCCAGACACUCAUCUUUCAGCACCUCCUUUUGUACGAGAGCCCUCAGGACACCAGAGACAGCCCGCCAUGCGUGGUGUUGGAACUGUGGCAGCGGGACCCCCAGGGCAGUGAGACACUGUGGGGACGGAGCAUGUGGCACCCGGUGGUCUGGCUGGACGCCCAAGACCGGAUCCUGCCCCCCAUGAGGUGGCACCCCCUUGUAAAAGGGCUGGAGGACGAAGAGGGCGAAAUCUUGGCGUCCUGUGAGCUGAUCCUUGAGACUGAGGUGCUAGGAGAGGGGACCAGCUGGGAGCAGCUGCCCAUGUUAAGUGUGCCCUGGAAGAACGGCAUCUACAUCCUCCCCAAGAGCAUCCAGCCCACGCUCCGGAAAAUGGCUAUUGAGAUGCUGGUCUGGGGCCUUCGCAACAUGAAGCAGGCGCGCUCGCCCCGGCUCCUGGUGGAAUGCUGGGAGGAGUGCCUGCAGACGGAGCCCAUCAGGGACUUCCAGACCAACCCCAACUUCGCCCAGUCCGCCCUCCUCCUCACGCUGUACAUGCCUACGGAGGAGACCUUUGCGCUGCCCCUGGUGCUGAAGGUGGUGGACAAUCAGGACUUCGGCCAGGAGACCGUGGUGGGUCAGGCCAACGUUCACUCUCUGCAGCCCUACUUCUGUGACCCCUGGGCCGAGGACUACGUGCCUCCACGGCCCCCAACGCUGUCGGUGAAAAAGUACCAGGAGCUCCUAGGUUACCUCUGUGAGAAGUUCUGGUUCAAGUCCAGCAAAGCUGAGGACGAAUAUGACCAGGAAGUAGACUGGUGGAGCAAGCUGUUCUGGGCCACGGGAGAUGCUCCCCAGACCUUGAAGUACAAGUAUAAAGACUAUCACACCCUGAAGGUGUAUGACUGUGAGCUGGAGGCUGUGCCAGCCUUCCAAGGCCUGCAGGACUUCUGCCAGACCUUCAAACUCUACCAGGAACGGCCCAGGCUGGACAGCCCUGUGGUAGGGGAGUUCAAGGGCCAGUUCCGCGUCUACCCCUUUCCUGAGAACCCGGAAGCUCCCAAGCCCCCUCGCCAGUUCCCGCUUUGGCCUAAGAAAGAGGACUUCCCCCAGCAGUGCCUGGUGCGGGUGUACAUGGUGCGAGCCUUCCACCUGCAGCCCCAAGACCUCAACGGCCUGUGUGACCCUUACGUGAUCCUGAAACUGGGACAGACGAUGCUUGGCAACCGGGACAAGUACCAGCCCAACACUCUGGACCCCAUCUUUGGCGUGAUGUUUGAACUGAGCUGCACCAUCCCCCUGGAGAAAGACCUAGAGAUCCAGCUCUAUGACUUCGACCUAUUCUCACCUGAUGAUAUGAUUGGAACCACAGUCAUUGACCUGGAGGACCGACUCCUGUCUGGCUUUGGAGCUCGUUGUGGGCUCUCCAAAUCCUAUUGCCAGUCAGGGCCCUUCAGGUGGCGGGAUCAGAUGCCCCCAAGCUUGCUCUUGGAGCACCAUGCCAAGCGAAAGGGACUACCGCCGCCUCUCUUCAGCCCUGAGGGUGACUCUGUUUAUUACAACGGGAAAAAAUUCGAACUGCAAAGCUUUGAACUCAAGCCCCCUAGAGCACGCUUCCUGGGAUCUAAGAAAGAGCGCCUGGCUCUGUACCUUCUGCACACCCAGGGGCUGGUACCCGAGCAUGUGGAGACCCGCACUCUGUACAGCGACAGCCAGCCGGGCAUCGACCAGGGAAAGGUGCAAAUGUGGGUGGACAUCUUCCCCAAGAAGCUUGGGCCUCCCGGCCCCCCAGUCAACAUUGGGCCCAGGAAACCUAAAAGGUAUGAGCUCCGCUGCGUUAUCUGGAAAACCACCCUCGUGGACCCGAAGGAAAAGAGUUUAAGUUACGACAGGAUAAAUGACAUCUAUGUCAAAGGGUGGCUAUUCGGGCUGGAGAAGGACAUGCAGAAGACGGACAUCCACUACCGCUCGGUGACGGGGGAGGGCAUCUUCAACUGGCGGUUCACCUUCACCUUGGACUACCUAGCAGCAGAGCACGUGUGUGUCUUGAGCGAGAAGGACUACAUAUGGAGCCUGGACCCCACGGUGACGAAGUUCCCAGCCCGGCUCAUCAUCCAGGUCUGGGACAACAACAUCAUCUCCACGGAUGACUUUCUAGGGGUCCUGGAGCUGGACUUGUCGGACAUGCCCCUCCCGGCCCCGCACUCCAGGCUGUGCUCUGUGAGGAUGCUGGAGGCUGACCCCAAGUGGCCCCACUUCCUCCAGCACAAGCACUCGUCUCUCUUUAAGAUGAAGAAUGUGGCUGGCUGGUGGCCUUGCCAGGUUCUCGAUGGUGGCAAAUGGCGCUUGUCGGGUAAAGUGAAGAUGACCCUGGAGAUACUGACAGAGAAGGAAGCCUUAAUCAAGGCGGCAGGACGAGGCCAGUCAGAACCCAACCAAUACCCUACACUCCAUCCUCCCUUACGUACCCACACCCUGUUCAUGUGGUUCCGGUCACCCAUUGGGAAAUUCAUCCGUGUAGUCUGGAGACGCUACCGCUUCAGAAUCAUAGCCACCGCCAUCAUACUGCUCAUAGGGCUUCUGCUGUUCAACUUUAUCUAUUCGGCUCCGAACUAUUUGGCCAUGAGCUGGAUCAAACCGGAACUUCGGCUGAAUGCCCCCAUUCAAAUAUACGCCAAUAUCAUCAACGCACCAAACACCACUAGUGCCAACUCUUCCAACCUCACCACUCCCCAGCAGAGCCUGAAACCUGCAACGGCCCUUAGGCUGAAACACCUCCAGGGACACGUGACGCACCUGCGGGAUAUUCUUCCAGAACUUCUGGCCCCACAGAACUAA